AUGUUUCAUUCAAUAAUUCUACUUCUUGUCAAUUUAAUCAUUAUUAAACAAAUUUCAAGUGAAAAUCUAGGUGGAAUAUAUGUUAUUGAUGCAUGUGAAUGCAAUUCUCCAACGGAAAAUUGUGACUUAAAUGGACCAUUUAUAUUCGACCAACAACGUUCAACUCUUGCUAUUCGGUAUGGCACAGUACAAGUUGGCGUUGGUGCAUUAGAAAAUAAUCAUCUUGAUUUAUAUUUAAAUCAUAAUCCAUGCAAAGGUUUAUGGAAUGGGAAAAGUCGAGUUGCAAACAUAACAUGCCAACGAAAAGGAGGUGUUAUCUGUUCAACUAAAUUUCGUUGUGCAUCAGGUGCAUGUCGUGAAGCAAAAUCAUUGACAGCUACAUCAUCAGCAAUAAAAACAACUAUAUCUGUAUUAUCAAUUAUUAAUAGUUUAUUUAUUUUAUUAUAUUAG
Molecule: messenger RNA, 450 nt
Organism: Rotaria socialis
Lineage: Eukaryota; Metazoa; Rotifera; Eurotatoria; Philodinida; Philodinidae
Source: the annotation of a GenBank genome assembly